UUCAUCCUUGUCUCCGUCCUCACGCAUAUACACACACGACUGGAACCAUUUCUCAUGUCCGACAUAGAAGAUCUUUACGGAGACGAGCACGAAGCUUCCGAUGACCGUCCUCAAGAGGGCUUGUCAAGAGGUCAUGAUGAAUUCGACGAAGACGAAGAGGAUGACCGCGAGGAAGAGGACGAAGAGGAGGAGGAGGAGGACGAAGAGGACGAACGCCCGAAGAAGAAAAAGCGUCGCCACAAACGAGCCGCCGCUGAAAGGUUCUUGGAUUUGGCCGCUGAGAGUGAUGAUGACGAAGAGGGAGACGAAGAAUUUGACGAUGAGGCCCAAGACGGGUUCAUUGAGGAUCCUGAGGACGGGGAUGAAUCCGGUCGACGCCCCUACGGAGCGCACAUGCCCAGCUCACGCGCUUUCGAACAAGCAAAUGACCAGAGCCCGGAAGAUAUUGCGGACGACCUGACUCGUCGCUACCGGCAGAACGCUGUUCGAUUUACUGCAGAACUGAGUGAAAUCCCUCAACGGCUUCUUAUGCCAUCUGUGCACGACUACAGCCUCUGGCAAGUCCGGGUUAAGCCUGGCAGGGAACGGGAUCUCGUGUUCAGUCUCAUUCGAAAAGCUAUCGACGUGGAAUACAGCGCACGGCCUCUACAAAUUAUGUCCGCAUUCCAGCGUGAAUCACUCCCGGGGAUGAUAUACGUUGAAGCACGGAGUUCUCAAGAAGUGACUCGGGCUUGCAAUGGGCUCGUUGGCGUCUACCUGUCACGCGGUGUCCAACUUGUCCCCAUCGAGGAGAUGGCCAGUCUACUGCAGAUAAAAAAGCAGGACGUAACUGUCACGCCUGGAAGCUGGGUUCGCAUCCGUCGCGGGGUGUAUCAAGGGGAUCUGGCCCAGGUAGUGGACAUCACCGAGACGGGUGAAAUUGUCGGUGUCAAAUACAUCCCACGAAUCGACCUCAAUCCUGUCGACGACAGCUCGCUCGAAGGCUCGAAGAAGCGCAAGAAAGCGAAUCCGACGGGUCCAGGAUCUAGUCGACCACCGCAACGGCUGUUCAACUACGAGGAAGUGGUCGCUGUCUACGGUCGGAAAAACGUUGUCAAUCGCAAACACGCCUAUGUCUUUCAGAACGAGACGUACAAGGACGGAUUCAUUGAAAAAGAUCUUAAACUCUCGCAAUUGGUUCUCGAAGACGUCAAUCCUUCAUUGGAGGAAAUUACGCAGUUUGCACGCCGGCAAGACGGUGAUGCUGGAGAGAUGGAUCUGUCAGUCAUCGCCGAGGCUUCAAGGAAGGCAGCAGUUUCCGUGCUGCAACCCGGUGACCAUGUCGAGGUCUUUGAAGGGGAGCAGAGCGGAGUUCACGGUGUGGUGGAGGAAAUCAAUCAGGACGUUGUUACUAUCACAGCUGUUGGCCUCGACUUUGAUGGUCAGAAAGUCGAUUUGCCCGCGCGCAGUGUUCGCAAGAGAUUCAAACCUGGAGACCAUGUCAAGGUCAUGACCGGACAGAAUGCCGACGAGACGGGUUUGGUGGUAUCCGUCGCAGAGAAUGUAGUGACAUUCUUGUCCGAUAUGUCCAUGCAAGAGGUCUCUGUCUUUUCUAAAGACCUUCGUGAGGCGGCCGAAGUUGGAUCCAGCACAAACGUUGUUGGCAACUAUGAGCUACACGAUUUGGUUCAACUAGACCCACAGACUGUGGGCGUUAUCUUCAAGACAGAACGCGAUUCGUUCCGUGUUCUUGAUCAGACGGGACAAGUUCGUUUGGUUCAGCCACACCAGAUUUCUAUGCGACGCGACUCGCAUCGGGCUGUUGCGACUGAUGACCAAGGUCACGAGCUUCGAAUCAAUGAUAACAUGAAGGAAAUCGAGGGAGAGAGUCGCAAAGGACGCGUUUUGCAUAUUCAUCAGGCCUUUUUCGUUUUCCUGCAUAACCGGACAUUGUUGAAAAUGGGGGUGUGUUUGUCACGCGGGCCAGGUCGCUGCAGUCGCUGGCACCGAAGAGCAAUAUCCGAGCAGCCGCAAACAUGGAUUUGUCGAAGAUGAAUCCCGCCAUGUUGCCUCCCACCGGUGGCAUGGUUGGAUCCGGCAACAUGGGGCGGGGACCCAGAGAUCGGCUGCUCGGUGUUUCCGUCGCUGUGGUUAAAGGACCGUAUAAAGGAUAUGUCGGCAUCGUCAAGGAUACCAACGGCAACAUCGUCCGAGUCGAGUUGCAUACAGGAAACAAGGUGAUCGCUGUGGAAAAAGACAAGCUGAGGCGACGAUUGGAUAGCGGCAAGUUGGUCGACCUGAGUCAGAAUACUGGUUUCGGCAACUCUGGCGGUCCUCAGCAGCGUUCAUUCGGCAAUGGGCCCGGGGCGCCGCCAAAUUGGAAUGCCCCUCCCGGAGGGCGGACACCCGCCUGGGACUCGGGAAGAACACCGGCCUGGAAUCCGUCUGGGAGGACUCCGAAUCCAUAUGGGGCAGACGGCAAGACCCCGGCUUGGAGCACCAGCUCGAAGACACCAAAUCCUUAUGCGUCGGGCGGGAGGACACCCGCUGGAGCGCCAACAACUCGGGCAGCACACCAAAUCCUUACGUCAACAACUCAGACAGCACCUGGGGAGGUGCAACCCCAGGAAGACCGGCCUGGGGUGGCGCUACUCCGGGCCGGAGAGCCGACCCUGGUUGGGCCUCACCGUCGAGGCAAUGGGGCGACUCGAGCAGUAGUGCGUGGAAUGCACCGACCCCAGCAGCGGCUGCCGCGACACCGGGUUUCAAUGGAGCACCGACUCCUGCUGCCAGCGCUCCAACACCUGGCGCUUACAUGAGCAUGUCUGCCCCAACGCCAACAGCGGCAUUCUCGCUACCUGGGGGAGGGAUGUCGGCUCCGACGCCAGGGGCCAUGGCAGCACCCACUCCAGCGUCGUACCCGUCGUACAACCAAUUCCAGAUGGCGAUUGAAUACGAGCCUUCGGAGAAUUGGCUGCUGGAUGAGGCGUACGCUCCGUAUGUCACUCGAAUCAUGGUCCGAGUCACAGGAACCAGGAGCGCUUAUCCUCAAUACCUGGACGGCCAGUUCGAAAACAAGGAGGCCCAGGUCGUUGCGGUGACCCCAGCUGGCCCGAACCUCGAACAGACAGCCAUGAUCCGAUUCUCAGAUGGCUCUACUCGAUCAGGUUUCCCCGUAAAAUAUCUCUUGCCCGUCGAGCCCAAGUUUGUCAACGACGAGGUUCUAGUGCUUGACGAUGCCAUCCAUAAGGGCGAGGUCGUCAAGCUCAGAGAGGCUCCAGAGGCUGGACGCCCUGUCAUCGUCGGGACACUCAAGACCACCGACGUGUUCGAGGUCAUGAAGGACAGACUUGUCCUACUGCACACACAAGCUUGAUAGGGUCUGAUGUACAUUAUAUGUGUAUGCAUUUUGUAAUAAUCGCUUCUAAGCGACCCUGUGAUAAAUUUGUGACUCGGUCUUUUACAAUCUACGUCCAUGCUCUCCUUACGCGCUCGUGCAGUCCCCAGGUCUCUUUCAUUGCGUUUUCUUACGUCGACGACGCGUCGCUCCAAUGAGGCCGCUCCGCCGAAACCACCAAAAUCUGUAGAGGACUCGACUUCCGCGCUCGACUACAAACAGGCUCAGCGGUCAAGACCGCCUCCCCUUCCCGUCCUGGACCUGCCUCGCUCUCGUUCUGCAGAGGAGGCCGUCACCAACAUUCUGUAUAAUACUCCUCCACCAAGUUUGCAGCCGUUUAAAAAACAUGUUUUGAACUGUCUCGUUCAGAAUGAGCCCGGUGUGCUUUCCCGUGUCUCGGGGACUCUUGCUGGAAGAGGCUUCAACAUCGACUCGCUGGUGGUAUGCAAGACGGAGAUCCGCGACCUCAGUCGCAUGUGCAUUGUACUCAGUGGUCAAGACGGCGUUGUUGAGCAGGCCCGUCGCCAACUAGAGGAUCUCGUCCCUGUCUGGGUCGUCCUCGACUACACCGAGACUCGCACGAUCUCUCGGGAACUGCUCCUCGUCAAGGUCUCGAUCUUGGGGCCGGAAUACCUCGACGAACAGCUCCUGGGCGGGCCCACUCACGAUCCCCGCCUUUCUGCCCCGGCCAGCAAGCUUGAGCGCGAGGCGGCACUAGUGCACAACAUCGAAGCCAGCGCCCAUGCGGAACCUAUCGCCGAUCCCUUACAGAAGCCCCUGACGCCUUCUGAGGCCCUCAAGCUGAAGCAUCAGCACCUGCAGUCCAUCAAUGUGCUUGCGUCCCAGUUUGGAGCCAAGAUUGUGGAUGUUAGCGAAAACAGUGUAAUUGUUGAGCUGACAGCCAAGACCCAACGUGUGGAGGCUUUCUUGAACUUGGUGAAGCCGUUUGGAAUCCUGGAGGCUGCUCGCACUGGCAAGUUGUUUGCAGGACUGAUGGCAAUGCCGAGGACGCCCAUUGCUGUCUCGGAAGAAGACGCCGAACCUGUACCCAGUCCCAGUGUCACUGUUGAUGCGCACUUGCUGCCUCCAGGGUAA
Mycena citricolor is the source of this 4471-nucleotide messenger RNA. The record is from the annotation of a GenBank genome assembly. Lineage: Eukaryota; Fungi; Basidiomycota; Agaricomycetes; Agaricales; Mycenaceae.